Messenger RNA from Linderina pennispora, 1755 nucleotides. RefSeq names its product P-loop containing nucleoside triphosphate hydrolase protein. Lineage: Eukaryota; Fungi; Kickxellomycota; Kickxellomycetes; Kickxellales; Kickxellaceae. Bases 1 to 1755 code for a protein of 584 amino acids. Gene Ontology annotation, biological process: transmembrane transport. The transcript has 5 exons. The record is from RefSeq and is a predicted model, not a curated record. Gene Ontology annotation, cellular component: fungal-type vacuole; membrane. Gene Ontology annotation, molecular function: ABC-type peptide transporter activity; ATP hydrolysis activity; ATP binding.
AUGGAGGUUUGGCAUAUAUUCCUCUCGGCAUGCGGUGGCUACUGGUACUGGAUUUCUGUGCUUCUGCUAAACGUCCUGACUGACAACUACUGGAUCCGCAUCUGGGUAGCAGCAAAUGACACAGCAAUUCCACACAUGGUUCUAUGUGAUUCUAUCAACACAGUAUCACCAACAGCAAACACCAACAUAGUCGGCCAGCAUACAGUAUCGUUUUGGAUUGGUAUUUACCUGGCAAUUGGUGUCAUCGAAGUUUUUGCGCUGUUUAUCAAGCUUGCCUAUGCAUAUUCUAGACUGAUCAAAGCCGCCAGAAAUGUGCAUGCAAAGCUGAUCAGGUCAGUUGUCCAUGCCACACCGCAUUUCUUUGAUUCCACACCAUUUGGCCAGAUCAUUAACUGCUUCUCCCAUGACAUGGAAUCGAUUGGCACGAACAUAAUGGAUUCCUUCAUUUGGAUAUUUGCAGACUUCACCACUGCAUUAGGUGUUAUCGUCAUCAUCACUGCAGUUACGCCGCCAUUCAUUUUUGUUGCUGUUAUCAUCACAGUAGCAUAUGUGGUGAUUGCCAAGUGUUACUUGGAUUCAACCCGCGAGCUGAAGCGACUUGAGUCAAAUGCCUCAGCGCCGCUGCUGUCACUGUUUGGCAAGCUGAUACAGGGUGUAUCGUCAAUCCGCGCAUUUGGUCUCAAAAAGUACUACAUCAUGGAGGCUAUUAACAGAUCAGAUGAGCUGAAUCGCCCGUUCUACCUGACAAUGGUCUUUGACGCUGGUCUUGCUGGAUUUGCAUUGGUACAUGCACUGCAGUCUAAAGACUAUAUGCUGUUUGCCAUCCGGAACUAUGGUGAUAACGAGCUGAACAUAAAUGGUGUUGAGUGGGUCAGCCAGUAUCUAAAGCUUGACCAGGAGGCCAGUAUUCAGUCGACGCCCAAGAACAAGCCUGUCAGCAACUGGCCUAGGACUGGUGACCUUGAGGUUGAGGACCUGGUCGUCGAGUAUGUGCCUAAUGUCCCAGUGCUGCAUAGCCUGAGCAUGUCGAUCAAGCAUGGUGAGAAGAUUGGUGUGGUUGGUCGCACUGGUGCUGGCAAGUCGACGCUGUCACUAGCAUUCCUGCGGUUCAUCGAGGCAGCUAAGGGCCGGAUCAUGCUCGAUGGGGUUGACAUCUCGAAGAUUGGCCUGGAGGAUCUCCAUUGCAAUGUCAUGAUCAUUCCACAGGACCUAGUGCUAUUCAACAGCACUAUUCGCUUCAACCUCGACCCAUUCAGCGAGUACCCUGAUGAGAUUGUGUGGGAUGCGCUGCGCCAUGCACAUCUGACUGCCAGCACCACAAUCAGCAUGUUUGAAGGCAACGCCAUCGACAGCUUGCUGGAGCACAUGUUGGGCAUAUUCACUAGCCUGGAGGCCGAGAUCAAGGAGAAUGGCCAGAACCUGUCACUGGGUCAGCAUCAGCUAGUGGCACUGGCUUGCGCUCUGGUGCGCUGGUCGCGACUGAUCAUCAUGGAUGAGGCAAUAGCGUCAUGCAUGAUCUGUGGCUCUGAGUUUGCCAACUUGACCCUAUUCUGCAUUGCUCACCGGCUGCGUACCAUUAUCGACUAUGACCGCAUGCUGGUACUGGACAAGGGCAAGGUUGCCGAGUUUGAUACUCCAGCCAACUUGCUCAACAGACAAGGCAGUAUCUUCCGGAGCAUAUGCGAAAAGUCCGGCGAGUUUGAAUACCUUGCCGAUGCUGCCAUGCGAGCCCAAGAUGCCAAGCAGUUUUCUUAA